AGGAGGAAGCGUCCGUUUAAUUCUCUCUUGCCUGAAGCUUGCUGCUGAGCCGGGCUUCAUUGAGGAAUUUUAAAACCCUAACCUGCUUCAUCUCGCAUAAACCAAGAUGGCUCGUACGAAGCAAACCGCUCGCAAAUCUACCGGGGGGAAGGCUCCUCGGAAGCAGCUCGCCACCAAGGCUGCAAGGAAGUCUGCUCCCACCACAGGUGGAGUGAAGAAGCCCCAUAGAUACCGCCCAGGAACUGUUGCACUUCGUGAGAUUCGGAAGUAUCAGAAAAGCACUGAGCUCUUGAUUAGGAAGCUUCCCUUUCAACGUCUUGUUCGUGAAAUUGCCCAAGACUUCAAGACUGAUUUGAGGUUCCAGAGCCACGCUGUUCUUGCUCUCCAGGAAGCUGCAGAGGCCUAUCUUGUUGGAUUAUUUGAGGAUACUAAUCUCUGCGCUAUUCAUGCCAAGCGGGUGACCAUUAUGCCCAAGGACAUCCAGCUUGCUAGACGUAUUCGUGGUGAAAGGGCUUAGUCAUUGUCCGUGUCUGUUCAUGGAUUGUGUCCUGCAUCAGUAACUUACGUCUGUUCGAUGUGGAAUUGUGAACUCCUAUAAUCUUGGUUUUAACGAAGCCAUGGCAAUUAUAAAAUUGUAGUAUUGUCUAUUAUCGUCUGCACCAACUGUUUUCCAAGUAUUAUAAUUCCAUUGUGCACCAUUUAUUCCUCUUU
Molecule: messenger RNA, 711 nt
Organism: Neltuma alba
Lineage: Eukaryota; Viridiplantae; Streptophyta; Magnoliopsida; Fabales; Fabaceae
Product: histone H3.3
Exons: 5
Coding region: 107-517 (136 amino acids)
Cellular component (GO): nucleosome
Molecular function (GO): structural constituent of chromatin; DNA binding; protein heterodimerization activity
Source: RefSeq, a predicted model, not a curated record